Molecule: messenger RNA, 3780 nt
Organism: Manis javanica (Malayan pangolin)
Lineage: Eukaryota; Metazoa; Chordata; Mammalia; Pholidota; Manidae
Gene: DCAF8
Product: DDB1 and CUL4 associated factor 8
Cellular component (GO): Cul4-RING E3 ubiquitin ligase complex; cytoplasm
Molecular function (GO): protein binding
Source: RefSeq, a predicted model, not a curated record
GGUCUGAGUCCUUUCCCAAUCUCCCAGGGCCCACGUCUCCUUCCCCAGACCCGCGUCACCGCCGGGAGGACUUGGCUGCCCUUUCCUCAGCUUUUCUCAGUCCAGUGAAUCUACAGACCUAAUUUCUCAGGAGCACAGCUUGGCCUUACUUCAGCAAUAAAGGAGAAAAGGCUGGCUACAGUACACAGCUUCCAGGAUGUCCGGCAAAGGGGGCAGCACAGAUGGAGGAACAGACUUGGCUAACGGAAGCCUGUCUAGCAGUCCGGAGGAGAUGUCCGGAGCUGAGGAGGGGAGGGAGACAUCCUCAGGCAUUGAAGUGGAGGCCUCAGACCUGAGCUUGAGUUUGACCGGGGAUGACGGUGGCCCCAACCGCACCAGCACGGAAAGUCGAGGCACAGAUACAGAGAGCUCAGGUGAAGACAAGGACUCUGACAGCAUGGAAGACACUGGCCAUUACUCCAUCAACGACGAAAACCAAGUACAUGACCACUCAGAGGAGGAGGAGGAGGAGGAGGAGGAGGAGGAGGAGCAUCCUCGGUGCCGUGUGCAGCGCAAGCGGGCCAGUCGUGACCAGGACUCAUCAGAUGAUGAGCGGGCCCUGGAGGACUGGGUUUCCUCAGAGACAUCAGCCCUGCCCCGACCUCGCUGGCAAGCCCUUCCUGCCCUUCGGGAGCGGGAGCUGGGUUCAAGUGCCCGCUUUGUAUAUGAGGCUUGUGGGGCAAGAGUCUUUGUGCAGCGUUUCCGCUUGCAGCAUGGGCUUGAGGGCCAUACUGGUUGUGUCAAUACCUUGCACUUUAACCAGCGUGGCACCUGGCUGGCCAGUGGCAGCGAUGACCUGAAAGUGGUGGUUUGGGACUGGGUGCGGCGGCAGCCAGUGCUGGACUUUGAGAGCGGCCACAAAAGCAAUGUCUUCCAGGCCAAGUUCCUUCCUAAUAGUGGUGAUUCCACUCUGGCUAUGUGUGCCCGGGACGGGCAGGUGCGGGUAGCAGAGUUGUCUGCCACCCAGUGCUGUAAGAACACAAAGCGAGUGGCCCAACACAAGGGAGCGUCCCACAAGUUGGCCCUGGAACCAGACUCUCCAUGUACGUUCCUGUCUGCAGGUGAAGAUGCAGUUGUCUUCACCAUUGACCUCAGACAAGACCGGCCAGCUUCGAAACUGGUGGUGACAAAAGAAAAGGAGAAGAAAGUGGGGCUGUAUACAAUCUAUGUGAAUCCUGCCAAUACCCAUCAGUUUGCAGUGGGUGGACGAGAUCAGUUUGUAAGGAUUUAUGACCAGAGGAAAAUUGAUGAGAAUGAGAACAAUGGAGUCCUCAAGAAAUUCUGUCCUCAUCACCUGGUGAACAGUGAGUCCAAAGCAAACAUCACCUGUCUUGUGUACAGCCACGACGGCACAGAGCUCCUGGCCAGUUACAAUGAUGAAGACAUUUACCUCUUCAACUCCUCUCACAGUGACGGGGCCCAGUAUGUUAAGAAAUACAAGGGCCACAGAAAUAACGCUACAGUAAAAGGCGUCAAUUUCUAUGGCCCCAAGAGUGAGUUUGUGGUGAGCGGUAGUGACUGUGGGCAUGUCUUCCUCUGGGAGAAAUCAUCCUGCCAGAUCGUUCAGUUCAUGGAGGGGGACAAGGGAGGCGUGGUGAAUUGUCUUGAGCCCCACCCUCACCUGCCUGUGCUGGCAACCAGUGGCCUAGACCAUGAUGUCAAGAUCUGGGCACCCACAGCUGAAACUUCCACUGAGCUUACAGGGUUAAAGGACGUGAUUAAGAAGAACAAGCGGGAACGGGAUGAAGACAGCUUGCACCACACUGACCUGUUUGACAGCCACAUGCUCUGGUUCCUCAUGCAUCACCUGAGACAGAGACGCCAUCACCGGCGCUGGCGAGAACCUGGGCCUGGGGCCACGGACGCAGAUUCCGACGAGUCUCCCAGCUCCUCAGACACCUCCGACGAGGACGAGGGCCCCGACCGCGUGCAGUGCAUGCCCUCCUGAGGCCUGGCUCCCCGCAGGGGCGGGCUGGGCUGCCGGCCCCAUCCUGCCUGGGCGGUCCUUUCCUGUCCAGGCCCUUAACACUCAGCAGAAACGCACUUUGGACUUCUUGCUUUAGAUAAAAGACAACCCAGGAGAACGACAAACCAGAGGGAGCGAGCCUGCGGAGAGCACCUAGAAGUGGGAGUUGAAUCCUGGCGGGGAGUGUUUCGUGGGGAGGUGCACAGGACUGCAGAAAUAGCCUCUCUCCAAAGCCCUUUUUUUGGGAGGUUGGAGUGUAUUUUGUGAACUGGUUUGGGGUAGGGAAUGGGGUUUUCUUUUCUUUAAGCUUCCUGGUUUCUUGGUGGGGGUCGGGGGAUACCCAGCUGUUCAGUACCAAGGGGCCAGAGUGGGGGUGGUGGAGGUGCCGUUCUCUCUUUGGUUUAGGUUUUUGACCUUGUUUUCCUUUUUGACAGUUUGUUUCCCCCCUCACCACCCCUCCCCAACCCCAUCCCAGGAUCCUGUUUUUUUUCUGGGAAGUUCUUUGAGCCCCAACCAUCCCACUCCCUUCACUUCCUUCCCACCCAUUCGUUCUCUCUAUUUCUCACAGUGUUUUGCACUUGAUUAUGUAUCUUUCACUUUCCUCCCUUCACCCCACCACUCCCUAUAGUAGGUCUGGUGAGGGAGGUUGGGGGCGGGGGGGAGGGGCAGAAGUGGAGGAAGAAUAGGAAGGAGUUACCUCUUCUGUCACUGACAAAAGAAAGUUGUUUGGUGGCAGCAAUCUCCCUGUCUCUCUCACUGUUAGAGGCCUAAUUUUAUAUCUAUAAAUAUAUUAAAAAGCAAGUCAAAUUUGGAUGUAUCAUGUUAAAACUAUUGUCAAAGUUUAAAUACAUAUAUAUUCCCUCUGACUGCAAUAAAGGGACUUACAGGAGAGACUGAGUGAGAGUAAUGAUGUGGGGGUGACGGCUGGGGCCAUCCUACCUUCUGUGUGCGGCCCCUGGGGGUCGCGGCUCACCCCUUAGGAUUUAGGAGGCUCAAGACGGGGGGAGUUCUCACUUCUGCCCUUCCCUGUUUUCUGCCACGGUCUUAGGGUUCAGAAAACAGAAAACUUUCAGCCUUUGCCUCAAAUCUCCUGCUUCUCCUCAAGUCUCGGGGUUCCUAGGAUGGCUCUUCUACCAGUAGAGUGGCCCGUCUUUAAAACUUGACGGAACUGUGGGUGGAAAGGGUUGUGCCACUGGAGACCGUCUCUCCUAGGGCGUGUGUGACGCAAGACACACCCCCCGCCCUUACCUUUAGCUGCUUGAUUCUUUUAACCAUCUGACUCCACACCAGCAACCUUCCAUUGGGAAGGACCUCCUGGGUUUGACUUUAUACCUUGUCCACCUCUUGAUACCUUGGGAUUGAGGGACAAGUUGUUACUCUAAGGAUUGAUUAAGGUGGCUGGGGCAGGGACAUCUGUCUUACUACUGGUCACUAAAGUCCCAACUGAAUUCUUGCCCUUAAAUGCUUUUGCUGCUAUUUCUUUGCCCCCAACCAGGAAUUCUGUGUCCUGGGACAGUCAGAUUCUACUAGAGCAGGCCAGGAAGGAAGGGAAGAGUGAAAGGAUGGGAUUCCCAGACACUCCUUCCUCCUGCCCCUUCUCCCAGCAGCCCUCAGUCCCGUGUCAGCUGCUGCACUUCCUCCCUGCGGUGGGGAAUGUGUGGGGACCGAGGGGUCUGUGUUCCUGUUGCCGGUGGGGGCAUGGAGCGGGCCGAAAACCAUGCACUCUGGAAUUUGUUGUGUAUUUUCUCUCAGUAAAGCUUUUUUUUUUCUGACUA